This is a messenger RNA of Salvelinus namaycush (lake trout), 3096 nucleotides long. Its product is annotated as protein FAM184A-like. The transcript has 16 exons. Bases 37 to 3096 code for a protein of 1019 amino acids. The record is from RefSeq and is a predicted model, not a curated record. NCBI's taxonomy places the organism in Eukaryota, Metazoa, Chordata, Actinopteri, Salmoniformes, Salmonidae.
GGAGCAGGGAAAUAUAAUUCUGGCUCAUCAUCUACAAUGUCUUACCAGUCGGGCAUCACCAUGGAAUAUACCCAAGAUCUGCACCUCAAAAUGAGCAAGAAAAUAGCACAGCUGACAAAGGUAAUCUACGCCCUCAACACCAAGAACGACGAGCACGAGGCGGCCAUCCAGAUACUGAAGGAGGCGCACGAGGAGGAGGUGCAGCAGAUCCUGUCGGAGACGCGGGAGAAGAUCAUGCAGUACAAGGGCAAGAUCAGUGACGAGAUGGACCUGAAGCAGCGCAUCCAGUCAAUGGAGGAGUCCAUGGAGCUGCAUGAGCGCAUGAAGCGCCAGGCCCUCGCCGAGUUCGAGACCUACCGGCAGCGCGUGGAGGACAUGCAGCUGUGCACCGAGGCUCAGCACACACAGCGUGUUGUCACCAUGUCCCGCGAGGUGGAGGAGAUGCGGCGCUCGUUCGAGGAGAAACUGCGCUUCUUCGGCACGGCGCAGGCCCAGUUUGAGCAGGAGAAGAAGCUGGCGGUGGAGGAGCUGAAGGCCAACCAUCGGCAGGAGGUGUCGGAGCUGCUCCGCAGCCACCAGAGCCAGAACCAGAACCACAGCAAGGACCAGGAGAAACUGGGCCAGCUGCACAAGGCUGAGGUGGAGUCCCUGUCGGAGCGCGUGGAGGAGGUGAAGGGGGACAAGAAGAGGCUGGUGGAGGAGUAUGAGGCCAAGCUCAACAAGGCCCAGGCCUUCUACGAGCGCGAACUGGAGGCCAUGAAGCGUACGCAGCAGCUCACCGCAGACAACCUGCAGGCCUGGAAGAAGACUGAGGCGGAGCUGCGGAGGGAGUUCCACAUGCAGGAGGCAGCGCUGCAGAAGACCCUGGGGAAGCUGCGCUCCGAGCUGCAGAGGGUGCAGGAGGAGGCCCGGGAUCACAGGGAGAAGUCCCACAAGUUGCAGGCCUCGCUCACUGCAGCCGAGAGCAACAUCAAGGACUUGAGCAAACAGCUGGACGAGGUGACGCAGGAUGCCGAGAUCGUGGAGAUCCGACAGAAGGAAGCCGAGUGCGAGCUGGAGGCCACCAGAGAUCGUGUGCAGCAGCAGGCCACAGAGAUCCUCCUCAAAGCCAGUCACAUUGGCAGCCUGCAGGCCACUCAGAUGACCCACGAGGCAGCCAUCCGGGACCUGGAGUCUGAGAAGUCUCGUCUGAAGGACAAGGUGAUCCGUCUAGAGGAGGAACGCGGGGCCCUCCAGAACAAGACCCACGCACUAGACGACAGGCAGAGGCAACAGAUUCUAUCCCUGGAGAAGACUCUACGGGAGGAGAAGCAGGUGUAUGAGAAAGAGAUGGUGAACAUGCAUGCCAAAUACGAGGACGACGCCGCCCACUUCAAAGAGUCACAGACCCGGGCGCUGGAAGAGCUGUCGAAAAAACACCGGACCACCCUGGAGAACACACAGACUACUGCCGAGAAGGAGAAGAGCCGGCUACUGGCCGAAAUGGAGCAGCAGUUUGAGAGGGAGAGGCUCUCAUUGGAGGAGCAGGAGAACCAUCUCAGACAGCAACUGGACAGCCUGAAGGAGGAGCUCGCCACCAAACUUGAACAAGCCAAUCAGGAGGUGUUGCGCCUGCAGGAGCUGGUGAAGGAGGGUGAGCAGGGUAUGGGUACAGCAGAGGGACACAUCACCAACCUGAAGGAGGCCCAGGACAAACUAGCGGAGGAACUGGACGCUACCAGGGCCAGACUGAGAGAGACCAGCAACCUGCUAACCGCCCUGCAGGGAGAGAUGGAGGCCCAGAAGAAGCAGCACGAGGCUAAAGUCAUUACCACUAAAGAGGACGAGAAACUCAAGAUGGACAAGAUGGCCCUGGAACUGGAGCUCAAGUGGACCGAGACGUUAAGGUGUGAGUGUAAGAAGCUACGUGAGGAGCUACGGGAGGAUCAUGAGGAUGUCAAGAGGGCAGCCCUCACCCAGCUGGCCCAGAACAAGGAGCAGGAGCUGAGCAGUGCCCGCGAGAGCUGGCAGAGGAAGGUGGAGGACCUACUGGAGCAGAUCUCGUUGCUGAAGCAGAGUCUGGAGAUGCAGCUGUCUCAGUCACAGAGCUCCCUGCAGCAGCUGCAGGCCCAGUUCAGUCAGGAGAGGGAGCAUCUGAGCCAGCAGCUCCAGGAGCUGCAGCUGGAGUACCAGCGCAGGGAACACAGCCUGCAGGAGGCCCACUGCUGCGCCAUGCAGGACCUGGAGGAGACCCGUCAGCACGACCUCAAGGAGCUGGAACAGCGUCUGCGGCAGCAGCACCACAUGGAGCUCCAGUCUGUGAGAGAGGCCCACAGACAAAGCAUCGAGACUCUCAAACAGCAGUCGGAGCAGGAGCUGCAGACACUACGCUUCGAGCUGGAGGACGAGGGCAAAGCCAUGCUGGCCUCUCUGCGCUCGGAGCUCAACCACCUCCACGCCUCGGCCAUAGAACAGCUACGGCAGACCCACCAGCAGGAGACAGCUGCAGCCAAACUAGAGCUGGAGAAUGCACUGGAGAACAGCCGGAUGCAGGAGAGGGAGUUGCUGGGCCGUAUCUCAGACCUGCAGGAGGAGGUGGUAAGGAGGAAGAACCACAUUGCUGAGCUGGACCACGAAAUCCACACACUGAAUGAAAACAUCAACACGCUCACCAAGGAGCUGGAGCUUAAGGGCAAGGAGGUGCUGAAGAUCCGCAGUGAGGCCAACCAGCAGAUCAGGGCUCAUGAACAGGACCUGUGUAAGAAACACGAGCGGGAGAUGGCUGAGAUGAACGCCAUGCACAACAGAGAGACUCAGAACAUGCUGUGUGACUUCAACAAGGCCCAGGAGCUCCUCAAAGACAAGAUCUCUGCUCUGCAAUUCCUGCUGGAGGGCACGGAGGAUAAGUUCCGGAACAGGGAGAGCCGGCCUGAGGAUCUGCAGGUGAUCGCUGAGCUAAAGGACAUGGUGACUGAGAGGGAGUCCCUCGUCAAGAAGCUGGUGGACGACAAAAAGUUCUACCAGCUGGAGUUGGUGAACAGAGAGACCAACUUCAACAAAGUGUUCAACACCAGUCCCAACGUGGGAGUAAUAAAUCCCCUCAUCAAGGUGAGCUGA